Messenger RNA from Verticillium dahliae VdLs.17, 1140 nucleotides. RefSeq lists its product as uncharacterized. NCBI's taxonomy places the organism in Eukaryota, Fungi, Ascomycota, Sordariomycetes, Glomerellales, Plectosphaerellaceae. The record is from RefSeq and is a predicted model, not a curated record. The transcript has a single exon. The coding region runs from base 1 to 1140 and encodes 379 amino acids.
AUGAAGGCCUCUACUGCUACCCUCGCCCUCAGCGCCCUUGUCGGCAGCUCCUACGCCAAGCCCAUGAACAUGGACGCGGUCAACGGCAUGGAGUCGACCAACAACAUGAUGAGCAAGGACGUGAACAUGGACAAGACGGUCAUUGCCCGUGCCAACAGUGUCAUCAACAUGGGGCUCGAGCAGCACAUGGGCACGAUGCUGCCCGCCGGUGAGGCCAUCACGGUCAAGCCCACGCUCAGUCUCGCCCGCCGCCAGGCCGACGCGGUUCUCGGCGGCCUCGAGGGCAUCCUCAACGACCUCCAGGUCUCGCAGCGCGAGAUCGAUGCCCUCAUCGGGUCGGGCAGCGGCUCGGUCGACGUCCAGCGCCUCAAGGGCCUCCUCAGCGGCGUCCAGGGCACCCUCGGCGGCCUCAUCGGUGUUGUCAACCCCGGCACCCGCGGCUUUUCGCUCGAGCUCGCCGACGUCACAGGCUCGACCGACUUUAUCGGCCAGAUCAUCUCGACUGUGUCGGGCAUUCUGUCAUCAAUCUUUGGCCUCGCGUCCGGCGGUAAGGCCGGCGGCGCCCUCAGCAGCCUCGGCGGCGUCGUUGGCGGCAAGGCCGGUGGUCCCCUCGACGGCAUUCUGGGAACCGUCUUUGGUCUUCUCGGCGGUGGCGCCGGCGCCGGUGGCGCUGAUAAUGUCGGCGGUAGCCUCCUCACUGGCCUCCUCGGUGGUCUCCUUGGAGGUGGCUCUGGCGGUGCCGGUGUGACCGGCGGGCUCACCGGAACCGGUGCUGGUGCGGGCGCUGGCGGUGCCCUCAACGGUGUCACUGGUACCCUCGGUGGCGUGACUGGCGGCCUCACUGGUGCAGCCGGUGCCGGUACCGGUGCCGGUGCUGGUGCCGGUGCUGGCGCUGCUCUCGACGGUGUCACUGGCACCCUCGGCGACCUGACCAACGGUGUUGCUGGUACUCUCGGCGGCAUCACCAACGGGCUGACUGGUGCCCUCGGUGGCAUCACGGGCAGUCUCGGUGGCCUCACGAACGGCCUCACGAACGGCCUCACUAGCACCGUCGGCGGCGUUGCUGGCGGUGCUACCAAGGCCGCGACUGGCGCUGCCGGCUCCGUCAUGGUGGGCGGUACCCGCAUGUGCGCCUGCUAA